AUGUCAACAUCAUCUUCAACAAGAGGAGAUGGCGGCGGCGGAGGAGGGCGCGGCGGCGGCGGAGAGUUUGAAGGACCAUCAUCCUCUCGUAGCCGUAGACGCUCAAGCGAUGGAGUAUGGCCAGAACCUUUUGUCGAAGCCCUUGCAUUUCAAGUUGCCAUUGAUGCCUCUACCUCUAUUGGCCGCAUUGCUGCAGCCCGAGCUCUCUUCAACCUAUUUCAGGUGUGUUCUACCUGGCGAGCGGUGUCGCAUUCUGAACUUCUAUGGCACAACCUCACGAGGCGCAUAUGGAAUAUCGGGCAUCUUCUGCGUAAUACUUGGCGUGAGGAGUAUAUAUACCGCCACCGGACAGCCAACAACUUCCAACUAGGUAGAUAUGUAUACACAAGCCUUCCGUUUGUCCCCUCAGAUGUGAAUAAUAACAAUGACGGUCUUGCAUGUCGUCGCCUGGCACUAUCUGACCACCACCUUGCUGCUGGAUUCUCAGACGGAUCCGUUCACCUAUUUCACCUUCCUAGCAGGCUCCAACUCGCAACCUUCUAUCCUCAGCACCGCGAUCGCAUUGGUCGCUUCGCUUGUGCAGUGUCAGGAAUCAUCUUAUCCGACGCUCAACUUGUCUUUGCCACACUAGAUGGUGACAUUCAUCUGGUAGUUAUCAAUGGUGUCAACCCUCUACGUAGAGUCCAUCUAGGUGAUGUUGUCAAUGACGGCGCUUUAGUCGACUUCACGGGUUGUAACCAGAGGUGGGUUGGCCUCUACGCAGGUCUUCCUGGUCGUGCCUUUCACGUGUGGAACAGUGAAACUGAAGAGCUAGUCUUCGUUGGCGGUUCACUAACCGACCCAGAAGCAGUAUUGGGCUGGCAUUUGCUAUACGAAUUGACAGAUAUUAUCGGUCGAGUUAGAGUAACAAGCCAUGAAUCCGCGGUGGCAUGCACGAACAUUAGGCUUAUGGUCUUUGAUUUACGAAAUGAGGGGAUAAUACUAGGAGAAGAAGAAUUUGAUAGGAGAAUAAUUGUAGGUUCUUUCGAUGCGAAUAAUGACGAAUUGCUGUUAAUCAUGGACAUGCGUGGCAAUGCAAGCGUGCGUCGGGUGGCGACUCUGGAGGAAGUAUGUAGGUUCACAGUAAGAGGUGCUUACCAGAGGGGGAUUUUGGGAAGUGUCAAUGGUGGAUAUGCCCUAAUGUGUGUAGGGGGAGUUAUUAGGGUUUGGGAGAUGGUGCAUGGAGAAGAGUUGUACAACUUUGGGGAGAGAAUAGGUGAAUGCAAUGCCAUAGUUUCAGAUGAAAGGCAUGUGGCUGCAUGUUCUGCUAAUGCCACUAUUCAUUUAUGGGAUUUUGGAGCAAACUAG
Messenger RNA from Fraxinus pennsylvanica, 1347 nucleotides. The record is from the annotation of a GenBank genome assembly. Lineage: Eukaryota; Viridiplantae; Streptophyta; Magnoliopsida; Lamiales; Oleaceae.